Messenger RNA from Trypanosoma brucei brucei TREU927, 6504 nucleotides. RefSeq lists its product as hypothetical. Gene Ontology annotation, cellular component: intracellular anatomical structure. Gene Ontology annotation, molecular function: RNA binding; ATP binding. The transcript has a single exon. NCBI's taxonomy places the organism in Eukaryota, Euglenozoa, Kinetoplastea, Trypanosomatida, Trypanosomatidae. The record is from RefSeq and is a predicted model, not a curated record. The coding region runs from base 1 to 6504 and encodes 2167 amino acids.
AUGCGGGCCAUACGACUAACUGUUGCGUGUCGCUACCUAGGGCCUUUCCGGUCUGUCACACUGAGCCCCGUGGUGCUUCCGGUGCGACUGUUUCAAACGCAGGAAAUUACCCCCGGCGAGGUUUCCCUUGUGGAAGCCACUGACGAGUCAGACAGGGCGUUUGGGGAGACUAGGAAGGAAGAUUUCUCCUUUGACGGUAGCAGUGAGUUUCCGGAAUGCUUUAAAGACACAAAGCACGUGGACACAUUUUCCCGUGCUCGGGUAGUCAGUUUCAUCAAACGUUUCUCCCAAGGAGCAGUUACCAGUAGCAGUGAAGUUUUUGAGGGCCGAGAGAUCGUUAACGACAAUGGUACGCCACUCUACCAUAGCCGUGUUCGACUACCUUUUCGGAGCCACACAGGGGAACUGUGGGCUCAUGGCGUUGCGUGCAAUAGUAAAGACGCUGAACUCCUUGCAGCAAUGCAUGCUGAGCACAUAAUUGACGAGUUCGGCUAUCACAUUUACACGCUGCCGUCAAUGCAACGGAAACAUGCGGAGGCUGCUCGGAAGGCAGGCCGGUGGGCCCCCUUGCCAGACGAACUUGAGAGGACCCAAUCGCCUGUCCGCGUACCCCUUCCACUCCGCCGUAUUGUUGAUCGUGACGAGACCGAGGGUGGUAAAUGGCUUUUAAUUGACAUGCGGCCGAACCAUUACAUCUCUCCCAGUCACACAUUACUGUCGCCGUGUUUGUUUGACACAACAGCAGUUCACCGCAUUAAAUCAUUUUUGGAUGAGCACAAGCUUUCCUUUGCUCAGCUCUGCACGUCGGUGGAGGAACCAGGGGAAGGUGGUGGUCAGUCCUGGUAUGUAGCCACCGUCUCCUUACCACCUGAGUUAUCAACAUUUAGUGAAAUCAAAGCGCAAGGAAAGGCGCUAAAUCGCGAAGCUGCCGUGACACUCGCCUGCAUGCACGCGGAGCUUGUCCUCGAUGCCCACUCCAUAUGUCUCUAUCCUUCCGACUCCACAAAACAGAAGCAGCAUGCGCUGGCAGCCUGGAGCUACGGGCGGCCCGCCCCAUUGCCAGGAGAAGAUCAGAAGAACCCCUCACAUGUUGUCUGCCCCCUACCACUUAAACAGCUGGCAGUACGGCGCGAAGACCGCAUUUCAUGCAUAAGUUACGAAGAGGAUAUCAUUCGACGGCACCGCGCACUGACGGACCAAACGUGCGAAUUUAUAGAGACACCGACCCUCGACUCGUCGGCGGUGGAACAGCUGAAACAGUUUCUGCAGAGAGAAAAUGUUCCGAGGACCGAUCCCUUUUUGGUUGAGGAGGUAAACGGGUAUUACAAGGCCACUGUGGUGCUACCCUUACCCGAUUUGUAUGGCAUACGGGGUGGCGUCGGCAUAGCCAUGAAUGCAACGGAUGCACGUGUUUUAGCGGCCAUGCAUGCCAUAGACGUCUUAAAUAUACUUGGGUUUCACCUCAUGGAUGGAAGUACGGCGCGCGCCGAGUGGAUUGCCGCGCGCAGGGCCCGCGGUGAGAGUGUACCAGCAGACACACGAGACCCCAAUGUGUUAAGCCCCUCAGGGAGGCGGCGGGUCGCUACAGGAAAUUCCUCUACUCAAACUCCAUCUUCCUCAACGAAUGCGAGGAGCGUUGCUGCCGCACCGGAUGUCGGUACAUCGGAUCCUACCGCCCCGCAAAACACCAAACGGAGGGUGGCUAAGAGGGCCCGAGUGGCCGAUGCGCAGCCGACCGAAGAAAAAGAUGCGGCUAAUUCAGAUUCAGACGAAGCGACAAGUUACCUCAAGAUGCGGGAGACAGUUUCAAAGGAGUUGUGGAAUCUGGAGCCGGAUAGCCCGGACGGCUACAUCAUGGUAUCACCCACGGAUCCAGAAACGCGCACGCAGUUCGAGCAAGCACUGUACUCUCCUCGUCAGGUAGACCUUGGUUCUAAGAGUCGCAUCAAAAACUAUUUGGCCUCCGUGGGGCGGCGAAUAGAGGAGGUUUUUUUUGUUCAGCGUAUUGAGGCCGAGGACAAUGGGGGACAGGCAAUCUGUCGGUGUGCCGUGAAUUUGCCCGUACCACGUCGCUUCGGCGACCGCAUCGCGUUAGGUGAAGCAGUUGACCCGAAAGAUGCGGAAAACCUCGCGGCCAUGCAUGCGGAAUUAAUAUUGGACACCUUAGGGAUCCCCAUUUACACAGACAGCGCCCUGCAACGUCUACAUGUCAGGUUGUGCGCCAAAUGUGGCCGAAAUGCACCCGUUGAGUACUCUGAAAGCGUUGCGGCUGCCACCGCGUCACCUCCGCCUCUUCGCCGGGAGGUAGUGGGGUCCAUUCAUUGGGAAAACAAGUCCAAACGCAGACGAGCAGCAAUAAGUGUACAAAAGGGGGGCGGGCCAGCGAACUCCCAGGAAACGACGUCCGCGCUGCGUGAGGACGAAGAGCCGCUAAUUGCCCCCAAAGAAAGACGGGAGUACACGUUUGUACCUGAGAAAGACCUGGACCUCGUCUCCCGAGCGCGAGUGCACUAUUACUUGAGGCGGAAUGGGAUAGCGAAGCUUGAGCCGGAAUAUCGCAUGGAAUUACGGGGACUUGGUAACGUGUUGCACAUUGCAGAGCUGACGCUCCCGCUUCCUGACGUGUACGGAAAGAGGGUUGCCCACGGUUCAGCACUUACCAAACGCGACGCUGAGAUACUAUGCUGGAUGCACGCAGAGCAGAUAUUAGAUGCAGUCGGGCUGUGUCUCUUCGAUAACCUCCCCAUGUUGCAAAGGAGGCAUGUCGAGUGCGUGAAGCGACUCGGACGAUGGGCGCCUCUCGUUUCUGAAAAUGCCACGAAACCGCCUCACACACCCACACCGCUCCCCCUCACACUUGGAACAACGCAAGAGAAGCCGCAGUACCCGACGCCUCCGACGAAUGUGCGGCAGGACUGGGAGCAGUAUGCUCAAGAAUGUCAACGAUACAUUGAGAUUAAUGUGAUGCGGGAGCACAAUAUUUUCUACGAGAUGGGAAAGACCCCCCGAACUGGGGAUGAAACUUACGACGCUGCACUUGCAGAAGUUGAAUCGAUGCCGAUCGAUCCCGAUGCAAAAACAGUGUUGCAGCGUUACUGCAAUGUUGCAAACGUGAACUAUCCGACGUUUUGGAAGUCGCGCACCGUGGGUCCCAUUUCGUGCAGAGUUUGUCUCACCACAAUCGAGGUCCCGGGACACGAAUACUUAAGGGCUAGCGGCGUAGCGUGGAAUAAAGAGGCCUCGCAACGCCAGGCGGCAAUGCACGCCCUUGCGCUGCUGCGCCGUGUAGAACCAGAUUUCGCUGAAUUUGAGAAACAGAUUAAAGCAGAGGUGGUUGAUAAAGUUAAUCUUGUCGAUCCUGCGGCAGUGCUCGAUGAGGAAGCUCCGGUGUUACGCCGCACUGCACGGGUGAGUAAAAAGUCCCUUGGGAACUGGGACCCGGUGUCCAAGGACUUUUCUCAUGAAGGUAAGGUCCGUAUUAUCGAGCUCUUCACUGUCUGCUUCGGACUACAACCACCACUUGUGCGGCACUUAAACCGUCGCAGCGGGUCGUUCGUGCAGCACUUUACCGUCGUCGAAGUGACGGAUGAAGAUGGCAAAACAUGGGUAGGAACUGGCAGAGACGCAGGACCACGUUUUAAUGAACCGGCGGCAUUUGACGACCUUUUCUCGAAACUCUCCCGCGGUGUUCAAGGCUUCCAAGCACUAAUGGACCUCAUUCGUGCCCAUCCCCACCUUGACCCAGAGCACAUUGCCAACGUGUCGCUAACCGACUCUCAGAAGGAGCGUAUCCUCAAAGCGGUGGAUGGCCUGCCUAUGGUGGAAGAAGAAGAUGUCGCACAUCCUGAGCAGUGGGCAGAUGCGGACUCCGAUAGAGGGAUCGGUAUCAUGGCACUUAUUGCCAUGGAUGCAUCGCAGCGAGCGCAGGAGUCGCAGGAGCUGGAAGCCAAGCUGCAGGCGAAACUAACGAAUGAGGAAUACCAAACAAGGUAUGCUUCGCAGAGGCAGAGGCUGCGCAUUUAUGAGAAGCGGGAUGAGAUUUUGCGUGCAAUCAGUAGCAAUCAGAUAGUUAUUAUUUGCGGCACAACUGGGUGUGGUAAGACGACACAGGUUCCUCAAUACAUUUUGGACGACAUGACAGAGAAGGGAAUGGGUGGUGAUUGUUCCAUUGUUAUCACUCAACCCCGUCGACUAAGCGCGGUUUCGAUUGCACGCCGCGUCGCCGCUGAACGACUGGAAAGCAUUGGAGAAACCUGCGGAUAUUCCAUUCGCCUGGACGCAAAGCCAGGACGGAACAUCAACUUCUGUACUUCUGGCGUACUGCUCCGCCUUCUUCACUCAGCCCCGCUGCUAAAUGGGAUUAAUUAUCUCAUCAUAGAUGAGAUACACGAACGCGACAUUAACUCAGACUUUCUGCUGAUUUUGCUGCGGCAGCUCCUGCACCGUCGUAAGGACCUUCACGUCAUUCUCAUGAGUGCAACGUUGCAGGCGGAUCAAUUUGGCAAGUACUUCGGUAAUGCUCCGAUCAUCAACGUGGAGGGGUACGUUCACGCCGUCGAGGAAAUGUACCUGGAGGACCUAGUUCCCAUUGCUACUGAGCGGAAUGUCAUGACACCUCUGUUGAAAGAGGCGGCUGCAGCUUUGGAGAGAAAUGGGGCAGCUGACGGGUUUUGUCCAACCGUCGUGCCUCCCACCGCGAAGUACGGGUUUUUAGAAGCUACAGCGGACAUUGAUUACAUGACUAUCCAGAUCGCCAUAGAUCACGCUGUGAGGUCGCUUGAUUUAACGGACUCUUCUAUCUUGGUGUUUCUACCUGGGUGGGAUGAAAUUAACAGGGCAAAGGAGAUACUUGAGCGCAACGCAAAGUUUCAUAUCAUAUGUUUGCACUCCUCUGUGGGUGCAGAAGAGCAAAUGCGAUGCUUUCUUCCGGCGCCAGAAGGAAAAAUCAAACUUAUCCUUUCAACAAACAUCGCAGAAAGUGGUGUAACGAUAGACGAUGUUGCAGCAGUUAUCGACGUUGGUCGGGGAAAGGAGAAAUCAUAUGUCAUGCGUAAGGGAACUACGUCUGUGGGCCGCAACGAGAUGGGAUCUAUGUCACAGCUGGUAACCGUCUAUGCUAGUCGGGCGAACUGUGUCCAGCGCCGUGGUCGCGUGGGUCGUACGAGGCCAGGUAUGUGCAUUCGCCUCUACUCGAAGAAGCAUUUUCAAAGCCUGCAUGACUUUCAGACGCCUGAAAUGCUCCGCACUCACCUCGAUUCACUGUGUCUACAGAUUCUUGCCCUUGAUUUGGGUGACCCAGCCGACUUCUUGCAGCAGGCACUUGAACCACCGUCCUCCGAUCAUAUCGAAGCCGCCAUGAAGCGCUUGCAUGAACUCGGUGCCACGACAUCUACACGUCAACUGACGCCGCUUGGGCUACGACUUUCCAGGUUACCGGUAGCGCCCAAGGUGGGGAAGAUGGUGAUUAUGGGGGCCAUUCUGAGGUGUUUGGACUCCGCUCUCACCAUUGCCGGGGUAAGUGACACGGAUGUCUUUAUAAGCACACGAGAACAUCGCGAAGCCGUCCGACUACACAAGGAAGACCUCUCGUACGGUACACAAUCUGAUGUAAUUGCGUCGGUGAACGCUUUCAACUUUUGGGUAACGUCGCACUAUGCAAAGACGCCCGCGGAAGUGGUGUAUGACCUGCAGGAGAGAAUGUUGAGCGUCCCUCAGCUCCUUACUGUUUCCAAGUACAAACAGCAGUUCUUUGAAAUUGUUGCAGGCAGUGGGUUCAUUCAUAUGAAGCAAAAUUAUAAAGAUGCGAAAAAUAAAGACCGCGCAGAUAUCUUCGUUGACCAAUCUGAGUACUCUGCCGACUCUCUCAAUGUUGGCUUGGUGAAGUGUGUUGUUGCUUCUGGACUAUUUCCUAAUGUCGUUAUGAACCGGGGGAAGCGCCUCAUGAGGAACAAACUUGCCAACCGACUGGACCCAUCAUCGGCAUCUGUUGUCCAUCGUACAUCACAGGAAAAUAUUGGCCAGCCCUAUUUCGUGUAUGAUGAGCUGGUGAAGUCAUCGGAAUCCGAACGGCUGCUCGUGCGGGAUCUCACCAAUGUGUCACUAUGGACCAUUCUUUUAAUGGGCACCAGCAGCAUGCCUGUCACUUACCGCGACGACCUAAAUUUGGCGGUGGUGGAUGAGUGGAUUAUGUUCCGUGCAACAUUCGGUACACUGGAACUCAUACGGAAGUUCAAACGUGCCCUCAACGUCUGCCUGGGACGCAAGUUCAUGAACCCGAAUGACGAGGAAAACAACGCAAAACUGGAGGAACUGCGUUGCAUCAUAAAGGAACUUGUGUGUACGCCAUUCAAACCGAACGAUUUGGCGGAGAAACCGUGGGAGGAGAAGGGCGUCAUUAUAGAACCAUGCACAGAACCCAAGGGGGGCUCAAGUGAAGCAGAAAAGACGCACGUCAACUCAUCACACACCCCCACCACAAGUGCUGAGGCUGGUGGAGACUCGUAA